CCAACUUCUCUGUAUCUUCCCCCCCGAAUUAAGCCAAGAUCUGAAAAACAACUCCCUCUCUGUUUCCUAGUUACUUUUUUCUUUCAAUCAAUCAGUCUCAAGGAAAAAUGGGCUCUAAAACUAGAGGCUGCGGCCAAAGCGAAGAGGAGAUGGAGGACUUCAGGCGAGGUCCCUGGACUGUCGAAGAAGACCUGAAGCUCAUCAAUCACAUUACUAUUUAUGGUGAAGGUCGCUGGAAUUCCCUCGCUCGUUGCGCAGAUCUUAAACGGACAGGGAAGAGCUGCAGAUUACGCUGGCUGAAUUAUCUCCGCCCUGAUGUUCGAAGGGGAAACAUCACCCUUGAAGAACAACUCCUGAUUCUCGAUCUCCAUUCUCGUUGGGGAAACCGAUGGUCGAAGAUCGCACAGCACUUACCGGGGAGAACGGACAAUGAGAUCAAGAACUACUGGAGAACCCGAGUCCAAAAGCAUGCGAAGCAGCUUAAAUGCGAUGUGAACAGCAAGCAAUUCAAGGACGCCAUUCGAUACCUCUGGAUACCGAGGUUGGUGGAAAGGAUUCAAGCGGCGAACGCUACGUCCGCCAUCACCGCCUCUGCCUCCACCUCCCCCUCCGCCAACGUGAGUACCGACCACCAGUUGUUCAACAACUUUCACGAGGUGGGGUCUGGCCAAAUGGUGUUUCCAGAUGACUUUGGCGGUGCCCAAGUAACUCCGAGUUACACAUCGGAGAACUCUAGCACGGCCUCAGACUCGUUUGGUACACAGGUGUCUCCUAUGUCGGAGAUAACUGAUUAUUACAGUGUUCCGGUUAAUAACAGCGCAAAUCCAGAUUAUUACCAGCCGGAUCAAGUCAGUUACUCCGAAUCCUUAAUCAGUCCGUCGGGUUAUUACAACAAUGGACUGGAUUUCCAAUCCAUGGAACAGAACACUUGGUUGGACGGCACCGGCGGUGAUGCAUCGUACAAUUUAUGGAAUGUUGAGGAUUUCUUGUUCCUACAGCAACAGAUCAACAACAACACCAUGUGAAAGAAAGAAAGAAAUAAAUAAAUAAAAUACUCCCGCAUACGGUGAAUGUAGAGAAAACAAUAGAAUAAUUUAGAACACAGACAGAAAUUGUGAAGAUUAAUUAAGUCAUGCAUAAUAUUAAUUCUGGAUCACUCAGCUUGCAAUUUUUUUUUUUUUAAAUUUCAGGGUGAGAAAGAAAUUGUACUGAAUUUGACUAACUGAUCAAAUUCAUCAUAUUGACUUUAAGCAGUCUCUGAUUUAAGUUUUUUCUUUUUUUCACUUUUCCAAGCUGUGAUUACUUUGUAUUAGCAUGUUUAAAGAUAACUUACUAUUCAUUAAGUCUAUAAAUAAGCACGCACCAU
Messenger RNA from Rubroshorea leprosula, 1366 nucleotides. The record is from the annotation of a GenBank genome assembly. Lineage: Eukaryota; Viridiplantae; Streptophyta; Magnoliopsida; Malvales; Dipterocarpaceae.